Messenger RNA from Paracoccidioides brasiliensis Pb18, 858 nucleotides. RefSeq lists its product as uncharacterized. The record is from RefSeq and is a predicted model, not a curated record. The transcript has 4 exons. Gene Ontology annotation, molecular function: protein binding. Bases 1 to 858 code for a protein of 285 amino acids.
AUGUUUAUCAGACGAUCCUCCCAAAGCCAUCAUCGAGAAAGUUUCUCCUCCAAAUAUCGAGCCGGUAAAUCCUCCUCCUCUCGAUCAAAGCGGUCCUUCAGAGAUCCCUCAACAAGCGUCAGACGGGCAGAGAGCACAUCUCAAAACCCUGAGAGCAGCAGCAGCCCCCCAGUAAGCCCCAACCUCUCCUCCGCAAUAAUCACCCUCUGCGUCGGCCCCGACCAGCGCCUCUUUGCCGCCCACCAAGACGUCCUCUGCAUCUCCUCCUUCUUCGCCACAUGCUGUCGGAGCCAAUUCCUCGAAUCCCACUCCAAACGCAUAAACCUCCCAGACGAACAGCCGGAAAUCUUCUCCUGCAUCCUCGAGUUCCUGUACAAGGGCGACUACUACCCGCGCCUCCUGCACAAUAAGCGUCGAGAUUUGUGGGAGCUGGAGAAUGGAGCUAGCCACAACGCCUCGGGGAGGAUGCAGCAGCAGGGUAUCGAGUCGACGAUUGUAUGUCAGGUGGAUGGGAGUGUGAUUCUGAAGGAUACAGCCGUUUACUGCGCGGCCGAAAAAUACGACCUGGACGACCUCAAGCGCCUCGCGCUGCGUAAACAGGGUCUCCAGGUAGCCGUGCAGUGCAGCACCAUCCUAUCCAGUGCCCGCUACGCCUAUGCAAACACGCCCGAUAACGACUCGAAGCUGCGGGCACAUUAUCUCGCGCUGAUUAUUCGGAGUCGAUCGACCUUCAAGCGCAGUGGGACCAUGCAGAUGGAGAUGGAGGAGGGGGGCAAGUUGUUUUUUGAUCUGUUUGUGGCUAUGUGUAAUCAUAUGGAUGACCUCACGAAUGCCUCCAAGUCGCCCUUCUCCCACUAA